AUGGAGAUCUUAUGGAUUCAUAUAUCAUCAUACACUCUUUCUCAAAUAGAGGAACGUUUGCUUUGUCAUGGUUGGGAUUUUUGUAUGGAGAAUAAAGUAGUUAAUAUUUUAGAAUUUGAAACAGAUAUUGAACUUAAUGCUAUGAAAAUAGAAUCUCAAUCUCAUGAAUCAGUUUUCCUAUUAUUCUGUCGUCAAUUACAUAACGCUUUACAACAAUUAAUACGUACAGCUAAGAAUAAGAAAUUUAGUAAUUUAUCAGAUGAAGAAUUAGAAGCUAUAAAAUCACUAAAAUCUAAUGAAAAUAUUGUCAUUUGCAAAGCAGAUAAAGGAAACUCGAUAGUUAUAUUAGAUAAACAAUCAUAUAUCGAAAAAGCUCAAGAAAUCUUAAAAGGUAAUCAAUUUCAGGCUUUAAAUAAUAGUAAAUUUCAUCAAGAACGAGAAAAUAAAUUAAAUAAAUAUAUAUAUUCACUAUUUCAAGAAGGUAUAAUAAAUCAAAAACUUCGUUUACAAUUAUAA
Rotaria sordida is the source of this 516-nucleotide messenger RNA. NCBI's taxonomy places the organism in Eukaryota, Metazoa, Rotifera, Eurotatoria, Philodinida, Philodinidae. The record is from the annotation of a GenBank genome assembly.